Mya arenaria is the source of this 1256-nucleotide messenger RNA. Its product is annotated as dynein light chain Tctex-type protein 2B-like. Gene Ontology annotation, molecular function: dynein intermediate chain binding. NCBI's taxonomy places the organism in Eukaryota, Metazoa, Mollusca, Bivalvia, Myida, Myidae. The coding region runs from base 62 to 460 and encodes 132 amino acids. The record is from RefSeq and is a predicted model, not a curated record. Gene Ontology annotation, biological process: microtubule-based movement. Gene Ontology annotation, cellular component: cytoplasmic dynein complex; cytoplasm. The transcript is spliced from 5 exons.
CGAGGUUGUCAGGUAGCCAUUUUCAUUGUUUACAUAUCUGGUUAGUACAAAUUUGACGAAGAUGGCAGAUGUUGAAGUACAAGAACAACCACAGGUACCGCCACCAAGCAACACAUACGUUAUUCGACCGAAUUUCCAACACAAGUUUCGGCCAGUGAUUGUAAAGGAAUGUAUACACAAUGUGCUGAACGAGCGAUUGGAUGGAAAAUCAUAUGAUCCAGAAGAAAUCAUGGACUGGACCAAGACGAUUGCAGAUGACAUCAAGACUAAGCUGAAAGAUAUGGGAUACGAGAGAUACAAGUUCAUUGUGCAAGUGGCCAUUGGCGAGCAGAGAGGGGAAGGUGUGAAGAUGGGAGCCAGAUGUUUCUGGGAUUCAGACACAGAUAACUUUGCACAAGAUAUAUUUAUGAAUGAUUCGUUGUUUUGUGUGGCAGCAGCAUUUGGUGUGUUCUAUUACUGAUGGAUAUUACCCGGAAGGAUCUUCACAAAGUCUCGUGGUUAUUACAAUGUGUUGAGUUGUAAUAAUUAUUCAUAAAACAGGACAAUUUAAUAAAUUGUACAUUGCAAGAAAUACAGUAUGUAAAAGUUAACUGCUAUAUUUAAAAGCAAUGUGAUAGUUUUCUUCUGUUAGCAUAAAAAUUGGGAAAAAACAUAAUGCGAACUGUAGCUACUGUCUAGAAAUCAACUCGUGUUUAUUAUAAUUUUUUUUCUGAGUUAUAUAUUAUAAUGUGUACUCAGACAGUUAUAAGUUAGCCACAUGCUUUCGUAUAAUGUACAUUUCUGAUGCCUGGUGACCCCAUAUUAUUUUUAGAUCUUUUGAAAGGGUUUAAUGUGAACAGGAGUUCUGUAAAAUAUAUAUGUAAAUAUUGUACCAAUGCAAAAAUUGCAUGCACAAAAAUUGCAUACACAAAAAUUGCAUACAGGCUAUGUUGAGCUUGAAAGAUUGAACAAAAAAUAUGUCAUUUCAAUUCCGAUUUCGUCUGAAAUCAAGAACAAAAAUACAAACUGCCUUACCCUUGACUGUAGUAUAUUUUCGAUCACUUUUACAUGAGCAAUACUCGUUCAAAUGAGACCAUCAUUACAUGGGGUCACAAGGCAUCAACAUUAAACAUUACAACCAAUGGCCAGAUAUACCUUAAAUCUUAAUUAUGCAUCGGUAACCUUAAAGUGAACUGGUGUAGAACAUUCCGUCCAUUUUAUAUAUUUGCAAAUUGUAUUGUUAUGAAUAAAAUAAAUUCGAUUACUUUCAAAACUUG